This is a messenger RNA of Cyprinus carpio (common carp), 2415 nucleotides long. It is a transcript of the gene gal3st1b, whose product is annotated as galactose-3-O-sulfotransferase 1b. Gene Ontology annotation, cellular component: membrane. Gene Ontology annotation, biological process: myelination; galactosylceramide biosynthetic process. Gene Ontology annotation, molecular function: galactosylceramide sulfotransferase activity. The record is from RefSeq and is a predicted model, not a curated record. Lineage: Eukaryota; Metazoa; Chordata; Actinopteri; Cypriniformes; Cyprinidae.
UGUUAUAAAGAGGGAUUGCCCACAUCAGACGAUUCAUAAUGCAACAAGUAAACAGUGAAACUGAGCUUCUCAUGUUUUUAUUAAGUCACAGAUGGGUGUGUUCUCCUAUUGCUCAAUCCAGACAGACACACAAAACAGUAAUACAGCAUACCCCCCCAUUCACAGAAAACAGUAAUACAGAAUGUUCCGCCCCAUUCACAGAAAACAGGAGCGAGUGUUUCUGCGUCACCACGGCUGGAGAAGAGCUAGAUCCAUCAUAGCAAUGCUUUACAGGAUUGAGCUGUUAGCUCUGUCUUUGGUCAUGAUGGGAGAUCUCUGGGCUUAUUUUGGGAAUUAAUGCGAUCAUGCAAUCCUGCGUAAACAAGGACUGAUCAGGAUCCAGGAGCAUUUGGAAGGGCGAAUCAAAUGGGGAAUCGACUGAUACGAAAGCUGUUUUUAGGGGCGUCUGUGAUUUGCAUCAUGGGUCUCUACUGCUUGACGACAUCAACCCUCCUCGCUACACACAGAGUUUCCCUGGCCCCUUGUGCAUCAAAAGUGCGUAACAACUCUCAGCGAACUCUCAAAGCAGAUGCGACCUGCACACCUAAAGUCAACCUGAUGUUCAUGAAGACCCACAAGACGGCGAGCAGCACUUUGAUGAACGUUCUCCUGCGCUUCGGAGAAAAGCACCAGCUGAGGUUCGCUCUCCCAGACGGCCGUAACGACUUCUUCUACCCGUUGAGCUUCUUCCGAACCCAAGUGAAGAGCUACCAGCCGGGUCUGUGUUAUAACAUCGUGUGCAACCACAUGCGAUUCAAUGCACCCGAAGUGGAGAAGCUGCUCCCGGCGGAUGCCUUCUUCUUCACCAUCCUACGAGAUCCCGCAGAGCUUUUCGAGUCUUCGUUUCACUACUACAAAGCCUACGUGCCUCAAACGUGGAGAGUCCCUGGAGGGAACCAGUUGGAGGAGUUUCUAAAUGAUCCAAAGCGCUACUUCAACCCACAGGGGAUCAACGCUUUCUACCUCAAGAACCUACAGUUUUUCGACUUCGGCUUCGAGAAUAACUUGGAAGCUGAUGACGUGAGGGUCCAAGAAAGCAUCGAGUACAUGGAAAAGCGCUUUCAGUUGGUUUUAAUGUCGGACCACUUUGAGGAAUCGCUCAUUCUGCUUAAAGACGCUCUGUGCUGGCAGAUGGACGACUUGCUGUUUUUUAAACUCAAUGCUAGGAAUGCCACUUCUGUGUCUCCCAUGAGCCCUGAACUGAGGACUCGAGCUCGGGAAUGGAACGGAGCCGACUGGCGACUUUAUCAGCAUUUUAACGCCACUUUCUGGACGCUCGUGGAGAACUAUGGACGGAGCCGGAUGGAGGAGGAAGUGAGGGAGCUGCGAAGGAGAAACGCAGAGAUGGAGGCCAUCUGCAUUGAUGGCGGGGGAGCCGUGGAGGCGGCGGACAUCACGGAUGGACACAUGAAGCCCUGGCAGCCCAUCGGAAAAGCUUCCAUACUAGGAUACAACCUGAAAAACGACAUCGAGCGACAGUAUGAGGAGCUCUGCAGGAAGAUGCUGACCCCCGAGAUCCAGUAUCUGACUGAUUUAGGAGUCAAUCUGUGGGUCACUAGAUUAUGGGGCUGGUUUAAGGAUAGUGUUGUUCAGUUUGGGUUUAGAUAGUGUAAUUGCUUCAUAUACGUUGGCAGUGUUAAUUGUACAGUUAACAAUACAGUCUUGAAAAUAAAAGUGGUUUUUCACAGCGAUGCCAUAAAAGAAGCAUUAAGUCAAAGGUUGUUUAAAGAACCAUCUCUUUCUUACCUUUUUAUAAUCUGAAGAAGCUUCUUUCGACACAAAGAAGCUUUUGUGAAACAGAAAGGAUCUCGAGAUGUUAAAGGUUCUUUAUGGAACCGUCUAGACAAAAAAAGGUUCUUCUAUGGCAUCGUGGAGCACCUUUAUUUUUAAGAGUGCAACUCGAGGUUGUCUCUAGUUAUAACUGAUAUAAGCCAGGAGGGGUCAAAAGAAAGUGUAAAAAAUUAAUACAUAAUAAAAAAGAGAGAUUAAAACAAAUAAAUAAAUAAAAUAAGCAUUUUCUUUAUUUGAAAAAUAAUUUUAAAGUAUACAAACAAACAAACAAACAAAUAAUGAUUCAAAUAAUUAAAUGACAAAAAAAACAAAAGCUUCUUAUGUACAUUACUCAUAACAAAAAUGAGAAGAAAUUUAAUUUUGUAAAAAUAAAGUGUAAUCACAUAUCCAGGUUUGCUAGGAUUGGCAACAAUGUAAAAGUAACCCAAUUCCACGGUAAAACCACAGACAUGGCAACCCUGCAUAUAUCAAGACUUCUGAAAAUGAGCGUUUUAGGGGAACUGGGAAUUACAUGGUAAUUCAUAGUUUUCACCUCCAAAGACCAUAAAUUUGACAGUAUUUCUACAGUUAGAUUACAUACAAUGU